AUGCCCGGGAAAUUCCUCCAGUGUGAGGAUGUCGAAAUCUAUCAUGAUCUCACUCCCGAGGAUGACGAUCAAUGCCUGUGGUGUUGGGAGGAUUUACUCACAGCAUCUACCGAUGACCCUAUGCCAGCUUUUGGAAGCAGCGAUUAUUUCAUUGAAGGGUUAAAUUCAGAUAUUCCACCCUUUGAAUUGGCAGCACAAUUUAACCCUGACACGGAGAGAGGGGAUUCUAGUGAUCUUGGUAAGUCCUCAAGCGAUGAGGACGAGGAUGAGGAUGAGGAUGAUCAAAUCGGCCAUCAGAGACAUACUUGA
Messenger RNA from Penicillium waksmanii, 309 nucleotides. RefSeq lists its product as uncharacterized. Lineage: Eukaryota; Fungi; Ascomycota; Eurotiomycetes; Eurotiales; Aspergillaceae. The coding region runs from base 1 to 309 and encodes 102 amino acids. The record is from RefSeq and is a predicted model, not a curated record. The transcript has a single exon.